UUCACCUGUCUCCAAUUAGCAUUAGCAAAUGUAAGUCCUUUCUCAGAAGGUCAGGAAUAACCCUUUCUCCUGGUAUAUAAGGUUGAAGGCUAAGCAGGAUCCAUCACUUAGUCUGACUAUACAGUUGAUUACAAGAUAAUCCCCUGAAUAUUUCAUGCAAGAAAGACAGCAUACAGGCAGUAAGGGUAAUAACCAAAACAGACGGUCUGGCUAAUUAGCUUCAGUCUGGCUUGCUUAAAGAAGGAUCAAGCCAGGAUAGAAAUAGCUGCUAAUGUUGUUCACAACUUAAGACAGUGCAGAAACAGAUUGUGCAUAUGAUCAGCAUAGCCACAUCCUAUUAGCUCUGUCACAACUUCCAGCCAAACCUCCAGGCAACAUGGAAACUCAUGCACCUGGCAGAAGGCAGAAGUGGGGGAAAAGAACUGAAGCAUUGCUAGGACUGCCUACUAAGAAGGCAAGAAGAGAUAUCAUGGAUGUAGUGUCUCCCUGGAUAUGUGGGAGCCAAUGAAUAUUCCAAUUAUUUCUUCUUCCUGGGAAAGACAGAAGUACCUCCUGACUUUCCUCUAGCUUCCUCACACCCAAGUCUGAGCAGACAGAAGGCAGCAUCAUCAAGAGACUCUCUUUCAGCAUGCAACAGCAAAUACCUCACUGUUCCUCGAAACCAUCCUUCCUUGCACAGCUGCUGUGUCAAUGGAUCUUUUGAAGCAGCUAACCAUAUGGAGUCCUACAGCAGUUCAAUUAUAAACAAUUACCUGGAUGGGACCCAAGGAGGGGCUGUGGACUCUGUGAGUGGCAUGCACUUCAGGGACAGCAAGAGAAAGGUCGACUAUGUUUUAGCCUACCACUACCGAAAACGCCUUGCCCAGCACCAGCAUGGGGCCAGUUCACCAGAGCCAAUGAACAGGGCAGGCUCCAUGACUGUUGUUUCAAAUGGAGAAACCAGGAAGGGUCGCCUCAAGCUGCAGCCAGACAGUGGCCAGCACAUCCCACAGGAGCUGCUGGGGGCUCAGAUGAUAGAGCUGGGCCCACUGGACGCCCUGGAGGAAGAGAAGCGACUGCAGAGGGAGGAGUAUGAACACAACCUGGUGGCAGCAGGGCUAGAGAUUGAGAAAGACGCUGAGGUAAGAGUGGGAAAGCUGUGCCUCCUGCACAGCAUUGGGUACCUGGUGGGGCUAAUGGAUGUCUUGUUGCAGGAGAUGACUACGCAGGGGAUGUAAGCAUGGGCAGGCCAUGGUGGUGGGCCAGUAGACAGGCUGUGGCCCUGCAGCAGAGCCUAGCCUGCCUUUACUCCUGCCCUGGUUUACACUUUAUGUGUAGGACAUCCAUGAUGUAUUUUAUGGUCAGUUUAAGGAGCCUAUCCUGAAGAUACCCUGUUACUAUCCGAGUAGUUGAUACUAUCAGAGUAGUUCAGGGCUGAAUGUCCCUUGAUCAGAUGUUGCCACUGCAGCUUUGAAUUCAUAUCUUCAGAAGUAAAUUAUAUGAGCUGCUUUAUACAUGUCUAAAAUACAGAGUGAGGCCAAGAAGAAGAUGGAGAGGAUUGCUUAGUUCUUCUUGUGUGAAAAAUACUUGGUUAUUUAAUGUGCAGUUGAGUAGAAAUUUUGAUCUUACUCCAGUGGAAAACAUAUUUCUUUAUCUAAAUGUCCUUAUGGCUUGUGGUAAACACAUUUUUCUUGAAAAAAGAAGAAGUGUUUACAUUUCAAUAUUGUUACAAUGAAGAAAAGCUAUUUUAAGUAAUUUCUUGGAAUACAAAGUGUUGCCAGGACAUUUCAUAUUUCAUUUUCAGUCUGAAUCCUAACUUCUUUCCAGCUAUGCAUAAGUUUUGUGUCAUUUUCUUCAUUCCAUGUAUAAAACAAACAGCUUUUACAUUGCAACAGAAGAAGUUGAAGAAGAACUCCCAGGCUUUACUGUGCUUAUUCUCACCAUAUGUGUGUGGUACUGCAAAGUGCUAUAAUCAUAUCUGCUGCAAGUUUUGGCUACAUUACUUGACUGUCACUAUAUAAAGAGUCUGCAGCCCGUUGGUGAACUGAGCAUGGGGAAAAUCCCUUGCUGUUGCAUUGAGCUCUGUGCUAUCUCUUUGACUGUCUUUUUGAAAACCAUAGGUAUUUCUAUCUGUUGAAGGAAAGUCCUUGUUGGGUUCUAGCUUUAGGUGCUUUAUGUUGUUUUUGACAUUUUAUGGCUUCUUUCUAGAGAUGAUGAGCACUUGUAGCUUAUAUUGCUUUCAGUGCAACCAGUAAACACUUCCAAAAUGCGCACAGGUUGCAUCUGAAAAUUUGAGACUAGCUGACUUAGCAUAGCAAGAGCACAUUAAAUCACUGGCAGGAAUAAAAAGGAAUAGAAAGGCCUUUUGACUCUUAUCGUCUUCCUUGUUCUGUUUGCUGAGUUGCAGGUGGCUUUGGGUUGUAUUUCACUGUAUAGCUAGGCUGGGCCAUCGUUGCACUGAAUGGAAAAAAAGUGAUCUCAGAUCCUGAUUCUUUUGUAUUAAGCAUUGGUGUUCAGGUUCAAUACUGCUAACACAUGACGGUCUUACUCCAAUAUUUUUUUGUAACCAGAUUGCAUAAAUCCAAUGAGAACAGCUGUUUUUGGAGAUUUUUUUUCAGUUCUGAAUUUCAUCAGAGAUAACAACUCUAGCAGGAGCUUUGGAUUUGAUUAUUUGACCCAUAUCUUACUCAAAGUUGAGUUGCAUUCAAAAUUUUGGCUUGCAUCCCUUCCAGGUGAUAAUGUUUACUCUUAAAUAACACAAAAGUAAUAAAUGAUGUCAUAA
This is a messenger RNA of Anas platyrhynchos (mallard), 2761 nucleotides long. The record is from RefSeq and is a predicted model, not a curated record. NCBI's taxonomy places the organism in Eukaryota, Metazoa, Chordata, Aves, Anseriformes, Anatidae.